Molecule: messenger RNA, 2316 nt
Organism: Paramecium sonneborni
Lineage: Eukaryota; Ciliophora; Oligohymenophorea; Peniculida; Parameciidae
Source: the annotation of a GenBank genome assembly
AUGGGUAUUCUUUAGGCGUCAAAAAACGCCUGUUAAUUAGUUUAAAUUGAACCAAAUGAAGUAAUAUUUCAAUCGAAUCAAUUAUUAUUCGAAAGUUCUUAGAAAGACUUUUAAAAUGUUGGAUAAAAUAAUUAUAGCUUAAUUACAGAAAUAGUUAAAAUUCCAAAUAGGUUUGAAGGGAGAUUGAUUUCAUCAUUAAUUAUUGAAUCAAUUAAUAUUGGGUCUAAAUUUGGGAAACUAUUUUGCUAAUUGAUAAAACAUUAGGAUUAUUUUAUCAAUUGUAUAAGAGAUAUAAAUUUUUAUGGAGAUGGGAAUGAAUAAUUUGAUUUUUCUAAUUCUUUUACAGUAAAUUUACCUAUAGAUUAAGCCGAAGUUGGCGAAGAAUUCUUUCAUCAAAAUUUUGUAGAAUUUCUUAUCUUUUGUUUUGACAACAAUUACUUGAAAAUACACAGUAUAAAUAUUGAGAAUAAUGAGUCUUUAAAAUAUGAAUUUCAAAUAAUAUAUUAAUUAGAUGAUAAAUGUAGAAAAAAAUACUUCCAAAAAGACUUAAAUUAUUUUUUCAUCGCUUUUUACUAAUGUUCAUUUUGGGGAAUUGUAUCAAUUAAGGAUUAUCUAAUAUCGGAUAUCUUAAAUAAAUAUUCUUUUCAAAAUUUUGUCAAUGUAUCUGAAACAAAUAUUUAUAAUGUGUAAUUUUGCAAUUAAUAAAAAUACUCUCAAAUUGGGCUUUAUCUAAUAAUUGAAAAUGGAUACUUUGAGUUGAUUAUUGAUGAUCAACAAGUAGUUUAGAAUUAUUUAUAAUUUUACGAAUAAGAUGUUAAAUUUAGAGAGAUCAUAUUUGGAUAAUAUUGUUAAAUAGUUUUAAAUAUAAUCCAUCUUUAAUCAAGUAAUAAGACUAAAAUUUAAUAGGAAUCAUUUUCUGAUGAAUUCGAAGGUACUCCUCUUGAUAUUUAAUUAUUUUAUGAAGCACUUUUUGUUUAAUAUUAAAAUGAACUUCUUGUCAUUUAUAAUAAAUACUUUAGAUAAAAUAUCAAAAUAAAUGAUUCACAUUUUGUUUUUUAUGAUAAAUUUAACUUGAUUCAAUAAGUUGAUUAAAUUAGCAAAUAGAUUUAUAUUUAUAAAUUUUCAUUUCCAAGAAACAUACUUAAACCCAGCAAAUAAUAUAUUUAUCUAACUUCAAGCUAAUUUCGCUCUUAAAUUCAAACAGUAGAUUGCAUAGAAGUAAAAAAAGUAGUCCCUUAAACUUUUGGUUAAUUUAAAAUUAUUAUUUUUGAAAACCAAUGUUAGAAGUAAGUUGAUUUUCUCUAUUCUAAAGCUGGAUUAUAUAAUUAAUAAGAUUUAAAAGAAUUUUACCAAAAUGAAACCUUGCUUAAAAUUUCAGAUAGAAUAACUAUAAGUUAAAUAUGUCCUAUGAUUUAGAAAAUAAAAAAUUUGAACAAUUUACUUAUGUAUUAUUUUUAUUUCAACGAAUAACCGCAUUACAUUUCAAAAUUAGACAAUAGCUAUCAUAUAUAAAAUUGUUUUUCAACAAGUUAUACUAGAAUAAACAUAGAUACUUCAGUAAUAUAAUAUAAUUUAAUGGCCAUGAUAACUAUAUUCUCAUACUAAAAUCAUAUCGUACAAGUGCAAAAAGAGAGAAGAUUUUUUAAAUUUAUCAGCAUUAAUGGAUUAAAUAGGAUAGUAUAAGAAUGAAAGUUAAAAGCUAAGUCUUAAGAAUGAUUCAAUUUUAAGAGCUCCUGUUGGUAUUUACUCAAGAUUAUCAAGACUCUUGUAUAAUGAAUAUAAAAUUUGCUCGAGUUUUCUUCUACGAAGAUAUGUUUAAAAUCUUAUAUUAAAUAUUUUAUUAAGAAAUUUUAGAAAAAGACAAAAUAGAAAAUGAUUAAACAGAAGCUUUUUUUUAUUAAUAAAACAAUCCAUCAUUUAUUUAGUAUCAGCAGUAGAUCAUAGCUAUUCGUAACAAAAAAUACAACACUUACAAGACUAAUAAUAUCUAAAUAAUUAUCUUAAAGCUAAUGAUAAAGGAUUUUUACUAUUUUUUGGGUUUACAUCUUUAUAACAAUGAUAUUAUUGAACAUUACUUUGAUUUGGAAUAAAUAUCAAUUUUUAAUAAUUACACAUUAUUAGGAUAUGAAUUAAUUAGACCAUUAAAAUACGAAAUUUAAAAUUAAUAUCUUGCAAUAGGUAUCAAGAAUGGUUCGGAUAAAUUUAUUUAAGUAUUUGAAAUUUAUUUUACAAAACCUUUCAAGUUGAUUAAUGUUAUCUAGAUUAGUAAAUAAUAAUUCUUCUUCAAAGAUUAUUAAUUAUUUUUUUAUGAUAUGA